Molecule: messenger RNA, 511 nt
Organism: Entamoeba invadens IP1
Lineage: Eukaryota; Evosea; Mastigamoebida; Endamoebidae
Product: glutamate synthase beta subunit, putative
Exons: 1
Molecular function (GO): iron-sulfur cluster binding
Source: RefSeq, a predicted model, not a curated record
AUGGCAGCGAACUUCAAACGAACUCCAAUCCCCAUCAGGGAUGCAAAGGAACGUAUUCAAGACUUUAAAGAGGUCGUUCUUGGAUACUCCAAAAGUGAUAGUAUCGAAGAAGCAUCGCGGUGUAUCGACUGUAAAAAGCCCCUCUGUGUUCCUUCAUGUCCUGCUGGUAUAAAUAUUCCAGGCUUUAUUACUGAAAUUAAAAAGGAGAAUUACACUGAGUCCUUAAGAAUAAUAUUAGAGAAUAUGCCUCUAACAAACAUAUGUGGACGAGUGUGUACUCGUCAAUGUGAAGACACAUGCAUUAAAAAUCGAAAAGGUGGGAGUUUAGAAAUCAUGGAACUCAAACGGUCUGCAAGUACUUAUUGUAAUGAAGAAGACAUUGACAUUAAAUGUGCCCCAGACACAGGAAAGAAGGUAGCAGUAAUAGGAUCAGGACCUGCUGGGUUAUCAGCUGCUUACUUUUUACGUUUGAAAGGUCACAAAGUAGUUGUAUAUGAACAGAAGCAUAAAG